This is a messenger RNA of Orbicella faveolata, 822 nucleotides long. RefSeq names its product myosin-2 essential light chain-like. NCBI's taxonomy places the organism in Eukaryota, Metazoa, Cnidaria, Anthozoa, Scleractinia, Merulinidae. The record is from RefSeq and is a predicted model, not a curated record. Gene Ontology annotation, cellular component: myosin II complex. Gene Ontology annotation, molecular function: calcium ion binding.
ACACCUGUCAACGAAAAACCAGAUGCAGUUGAAAAACAACAACUUUCGAUUUCAGCUGAAGCUAAACGCGGUCGCGUAUUAAACUAGCUUGUCGUUUUUAAAAAACAUCGAGUCUAAAUCAAAAUUGUUCUCUCAGUAGAUAAUGUUAUCGCCAGAAGACUCCAUCGAAGAAUGCAAAGAGGCAUUUUACCUUUACGAUCGAAGAGGAGACAAGAAAGUUGAAUGCAGGCAGAUCGGAGAGGUUAUGCGAGCGCUCGGAACGAAUCCGACUGAAGGCGAAAUUGCAAAAAUUAUUAAAAGUCUUGAUCCCGCUGGAACUGGAGUCAAGCGAGUUACCUUCGAAGAAUUCUUUCCAAUAUAUCAAAAUCUGCGAGAUAGACAGAAGAAAAGUGGAGUUGAUCCUGAAUAUUUUAUUGAAUGCCUUCGCGUCUUUGACCGCAACUGCAAUGGGUUGGUGAACGCGGCCGAGUUACGUCACGUGCUGUGUAGCCUAGGUGACAAGUUGACAGCUGAGGAAGUUGAUCAGCUUUUGGUUGGGUUCGAGGACAACCAAGGCCAAGUACUGUACGAGGAAUUUGUAAAACACAUCAUGUCAGGAUAGUUACACGAAAAAAUUGCGAUUCUUUGUUACUGGAAGAAGAUGUCACUUUAGAGUUUGGACGUGUUGAAAGUUUUAAGUUUCACUGAGUUAGGAAACUUCUUUUCGACGAUGCGAACUGAACAGGGAGCCGAUGGUGAUCGCGUUUUGUAAUGGCCUUCUGUUUAUUUCGGGUUUUGCCCUUAUAAUUGAUGGAAUAAAUGUUGAUGUUUUUUUUAGCGUCA